Molecule: messenger RNA, 636 nt
Organism: Mucor velutinosus
Lineage: Eukaryota; Fungi; Mucoromycota; Mucoromycetes; Mucorales; Mucoraceae
Gene: YOS1
Product: Protein transport protein yos1
Exons: 2
Coding region: 1-636 (211 amino acids)
Source: RefSeq, a predicted model, not a curated record
AUGUCCAAACCAACAAGCUUAUUAUUCUCGAGGAUACUCACUGCCAGAGCCUUCAAUGUAGCUUUACCUCGACCCACAGUGUUACAACAGCGUACAUCUUUGUUGACAAGGGUGCCUGUGCGUUCAGUGCAUGCCGCUCCUAAAGACUACAACGGUUUGCAAUCAGCAGCUCAUCAUUUCAAAAGACAACGACACAUGCCCUACUUUUUAGAAUACCUCAUGUGGGUUGUCUUUGGUUCAGAAGCACUGCAUCUCAUUUGGCUCAAGAUGGAUUACAAAGAAUACAAAGAAAAGACAGCUCACAAAACCAAAUUACUGGAAGAACUCAUCAAGCGAAUUGAGAAUGGAGAGCAAAUUGAUGAUAGUUUACGAGAGGAGAUAAAGAUGGUCUUGAUGAACAACAAGCACCAUAGUGAUAUAGUUGGUGGUUCCGAUGAUGAUAUUGAUGAUGAAUACCUCAACCACUUGAUUGCCUCAUCCGAGAAACACCAGCAAAGCGAAACGAAGGUCCAACCACAGCAACAAAAACCAGCAAUGGAGUCAACCUGGAUUAGGGAAGACGAGGGCGAGGAAUCUUCAGUAAAUGCAGAUGGCAUUGAAAAGAAGGACACUAAAAAGAAACCCUUCUUCUUGUAG